Messenger RNA from Brassica rapa (field mustard), 1116 nucleotides. RefSeq lists its product as uncharacterized. Lineage: Eukaryota; Viridiplantae; Streptophyta; Magnoliopsida; Brassicales; Brassicaceae. The record is from RefSeq and is a predicted model, not a curated record.
ACCGAGAUGAUAACUAUGAGCUUGAUUAGUGAAAAUGGCGCAGACUUUAUACUCAACUUGAGCUUGAUUAGUUACAGAAACGAGCAUAGAUCGAAGAAGGAAGCAGAAAUGUACAAAAGUCCUCUCUUAUCCCUCUCAGCUUGCACCAUUAGUCUAAAUCUUCCCUUCCUUGUCUCCCAGAGUCAAACACUAUCCCUUUACAAGCGUAAUCUUCCCUCUCUGUUCGCUGUUUCUGCUAAUUCCGACAACAUCUCCGGUGAAAAUGACGGCGGGAUGUCGGAAGCGAAUAAAGGGUCGGGAACUACGGCGAGAGGAAGGAGAUUACUCAAGGUUAGAGAAGAGAAGAGAAAGCGAGACUACGAUCGUCUCCACGAUUACCCAUCUUGGGCCAAGGUACUGGAGAGUGCUUGUAAAGAUGACGAAGAGCUUCGAGCUGUUCUUGGUGAUAGCAUAGGCAACCCUGACCUCAUGAGAAAGAAGGUAGAAGAAAGGGUAAGGAAGAAGGGAAAAGAUUUCCAGAAGCAGAAGACUGGCUCUGUGCUCUCUUUCAAAGUUAGCUUCAGAGAUUUCAAUCCUGUUGACUCCUUCAUAUGGUUUGAGCUCUAUGGUUCGCCUUCAGAUCGAGAUGUUGAUCUUAUUGGAAGUAUUAUACAGGCAUGGUAUGUUAUGGGGAGAUUGGGCGCUUUCAAUACAUCUAACUUACAGCUAGCAAACUCAUCUAUGGAAUAUGAUCCUCUCUACGACGCAGAGAAGGGCUUCAAAGUGAUGCCUUCAUCCUUCCAUGACAUCAGCGACGUUGAGUUUCAGGACAACUGGGGUCGUGUCUGGGUUGAUCUUGGUACUUCUGAUAUCUUCGCCCUUGAUGUGCUUCUCAACAGUUUGACGGUUAUGAGUUCAGAGUACUUGGGCAUUCAGCAAGUAGUAUUUGGUGGUAAACGAAUGGGAGAUUGGGAAGAGGGGAUGACAAAUCCUGAUUUUGGAUACAAGUACUUCAAGAUCUGAAUCUUCUGAAAACAGUUUUGUUGUAAUAUAGGCUUUUCUUUUGUGCUCUAGAAAAUAUAAUUAAUGAUUAAGCUAGAUCAAUACACAACAGCCGAAAUGGCUUUUCUUUACACA